Amphibalanus amphitrite is the source of this 2135-nucleotide messenger RNA. RefSeq names its product armadillo repeat-containing protein 7-like. The transcript has a single exon. The record is from RefSeq and is a predicted model, not a curated record. NCBI's taxonomy places the organism in Eukaryota, Metazoa, Arthropoda, Thecostraca, Balanomorpha, Balanidae. Bases 608 to 1135 code for a protein of 175 amino acids.
UAAUCUCGCGAGACCUGUAUAUCACUCAGAUGAGAAUAUUUCAAUUUGAAAAUGAAAUUAUGGGUGUUUAAUGACCCCUUUUAAAUGUUCAACAGGUUUAUAAGCCUUAUGAACAAAAUUUUGGUAAUUAUAAAAUGGAGUUUGUUUGUUUAGCAGCUAAAUUCUUACCAGAUGCUCACCAAGAUGCAAAUUUCUGAAGCAAAAGAAGUAAAAAUGACCUAGGGUAGCAUUAGUCCUAAUACAUCACCCUUUUCUGCUCAUGAUGUAUAUGUUUGUAUGUGUGUACAUGUGCAUGUAUGUGUAUAUUCUGUCAUCAGCUGUGAGCUGCUGCAUGCUACAUUCAUAGGGGCAUAGUGCCACAAAUAUGAGAUAAGUGACUUCAUAAAUCAUAAUGACUCAAUGCUUAACAAUUCGGAAGUGGCAUGUAUAAUUCCCAUUCCAAUGCUAACCAAUGUACUUUUUAAUGCAUCUGACGCUGAAUUGAGAGUCAUAUGCUGUGCUGCUUGUCAAUGACAUGCAGUUAGUGGCCAACAGGUGACAGCAUUGAGCUCCCACACAAUCUGAUGUCAAUAAAUGACAUUGGAUGAUAUCAAAUGACUCACUAUAAAUGAGCGACCCACAUCCAGAACGUUAUCUGUACCUUCGUGACCUGCUUGAAGAGCUGCAGGAAUCGCAGCAGCCUGCGGCGCGACAACAGGUGCUGGCCAACAUCGCCAACUUUGCUUACGACCCUCGGAACGCCGAGCACCUGCUGCGGCUGGGCGCUCCGCGGCUGCUGCUGGCGCGUCUGUCCGAUCCGGACGCCGCCCUGCGCCGGUUCGCCGCCGCCGCCGUCAGCAACCUGUGUCUGGAGCCGCGGUGUCGGCGCGCGCUGCUGGCCGGAGGUGUGCUGCCGGCGCUGCUGCUCGGGCUGGAGGAGUCCUGUGCGCAGACGGUGGCCGCCUGCCUGACGACGCUGCUGCUGCUGCCCGUCACGGACCGCUCCGUCUGGGAGCAGGUGGACGCCGAGCGGCUGACGCGGCUGACGGUUCAGCUCAGUGGCUCCGAGGACCGUCGGCUGGCGAACCUGGCCGCCCUGCUGCGACGCCAGCUGCCGGAACCGGCCGGCACAGCGCCAGAACAAAACUCCGUGUGACUGUGUGCAUCUGAUCAGGCACAAAGUGUGCGCCUGAAUCGUGGGAAGGUGGUCUAGCAAGUCAUUGGGUAUUUGAGAGAGACGCCGCAUAUACUCGUUGCUAGUGUUUGCUCGUGUUGAGAACUUCAAUUCACAAAGUGUGCCGGUCGAAAGCCGCAAAAUGCUAGCUGCCUGUGUUGUGUCACCCUCUGCAGCUGGCUUCAGACACUCGGGUGUCGGACGGCUCCUGGUGAUGUCUCCUCCCAAACGCUUGCUAAGCGUCGGCGACCGGGCGGUACGGCGGGUGCAGCUCUCGCGAGCGACAGUGGAGCGGUUCGCUGAACUCAGUGGCGACACGAAUCCCGUCCACAUGGAGCCCGCCGGCGGAGAGGUUGAAACGGUGGUGCACGGCGCUCUUCUGAACAGUCUGGUGUCGGCUGUAAUGGGUACCGAGCUACCAGGGCCGGGCUGCCUGGUGGUGCGCCAGACGUUAGAGUUCCCGGCCGUCUGCCGGAGUGGCGACUUGGUGGAGGUGUCCGUCUGGCUGACGGCGGUGCGGAAACUCAUAUCGGCCGAGUUUUCUGUGACAUCAGUUAGGACAGACGUGACUGUGAUGCGCGGAACCGCUCAGCUCAUCAGCAAGAGACCAUCCGUCACUUAGAGGCGAGGUGUUUUAUUUUCACUAGAGGCUUACAGUGGCUUAUACGCGUACGAAACAUUAGGUUAGUGUGAUCUGAUGCGUAAUGUCAUGCGAUGGUACGUGCGGAUAGUUUUUGCCAUUGUUCUGUCCUGAUGACUAAGCAUUGUUAUCCCUGCCUUACAGCCGCUGAUGUUGCAGGACUACGUGGCAUGUGUGAAUUGUGCACUUAUCGUCGUUUUUUUGCCAGAUUCAUGCCACCCAUGGUGGGACAUCCGCCGUUGCUUGAUGAUGUAUGCAGUGUAAAUGUGCAGUGAAUCGAAUGGUUAACUUUUCCAAUACCCUGAAUUGAUGCCUGCUCUCAAUAAAUAGCAAUGAAAUCUG